AUGGGCACAGAGAUCAGCCUGAUAAAAACACAUGCCAUCAUUAAAGAACGCAGACCCACAAUUUCGCCAAACUUUAACUUCUUGGGGCAGCUGCAGCUCUUCCAGGGAACGCUUUCUUUGAAGAAUAAUAACACAAACCUUCACUCUCAGCAGUCAGUCAAACCUUUGGAUAACUGCCUACAGCCCACCAAUGAAAAAAACAACAGCAGUUCCACUGUGGCACUGUUAACUAACCUGAACCUUCAGAACAACAUUGACAACAACUGUAUUAUUAAUGGAUGUACUGAGGAUUCCAAAGCAAAUGUGCACUGUGAGAACAAGUACAACCAAAUGGAAAAUAUUCAGAGCCGAGGCCAACGCUGUGAGGUGAUGAAGCCAGAGUUUACCUUAUCUCUUUCAGACAAGCUCGGAGCGCUCACUCUCCGCACCAAUCCCGUAGAGGUACAAAGACCAGUCAACAUCACAUCUCAAACACAGCAGGAUGCACCAAAGUCCAACCUACCUAAGCCUACUUGCCUUCAGAUUCCGUCUCUAGCGGAGAAACGCAAAAGCCUUACUCUUUCCCUAACACCAGUGAGUGCAGUUCCUCAGACUCACCAGAAGGGGUCAUCAGUGAACAGCUGUGAUCUGAGGCAGAGCAGUUCCGCCGUUGACCAGACGGGGGCGUUAGAUGACCUGUACAAAGUCGAUAUGGAGCCAUCAGCAUCAGAAUCCAGAACAGAACCAAAAGAGGCAAACGGGUUUAUCAGCCAGGAGGCUUCAGCUAAGCUCAGCUGCUCAAAAUCACAAAGAAGAAAGAAUAAACUAAACCGCAGUAACCCCAGAGCAAAUAUGAAGCAACAAAAAACAAACCAAGUGAGCCAUUCAAGCACAAGAUCACAGAGGCAGACCCAGGGACCAUGUGGUAUCGUAACCUACCCACAGGAGCUUUUCGUGAAUGAGGUUACUGGUGGUGUUGAAGCAGUGGAGGGUAUGGUUGGAGACCAGAGCCCCUUGUCUCCGGUAAGUCUAACAGUCAACAAAAUACUGGACUGGGGCGAACGCAUGCUGCUUGGGGUCCUACUUGGCCCACGUGUUAAACUGGGACAGGCUGCUUUGCCGUACAGAUGUUGAAGAGAGACUGGUUGUAUGAACUGCGCUAUUUAAAGAUACAGGUGUAAACAAGGACUGUACACUGUUGAUCUGAAGGAACUAAAAUGAAGAUGACGAUACUAUGGCUGAAAAAGCAUAUGUAUGAGUGUGUGAAUUCACUUAUUUAUUUAAUGAAAUUGCAUGUUCCUCCAAGACUAUUUGACAGACUCGCGUCAUCUGAUGGACUGGUGAUAUGUGAAUAAAUGACUGAACAUCUGCAAGAACAAGUGCGAUUUGUUCUAUUAUAAUGCACAGCUUGCCUGUGACUUUAUUUAUUGAAAUAUACUGAUAAUUUUUAUUUAUAAAGGGGUAUUUUGCAGGUGCAAUUUUAACACUAUAGCUUGUAUUGAAAACAGUG
Molecule: messenger RNA, 1489 nt
Organism: Sinocyclocheilus grahami
Lineage: Eukaryota; Metazoa; Chordata; Actinopteri; Cypriniformes; Cyprinidae
Exons: 2
Coding region: 1-1113 (370 amino acids)
Source: RefSeq, a predicted model, not a curated record